AUGUCCCUCACUCAAGCCAAUCCUCUCGUCGAUGUUAUUUGGUGGACGGAUUCCGAUCUCUACCUCAAAUGCCCCUAUUGCGAGGAGCUCCAUCACCAUGGGUUUAGAUCCUACGAAAGUGCCCUGCGUGUACCGCAUUGUGGCUUUCCUCGACCUUCAUAUCGGUACAGAUUUCCUGUUACCUAUGAGAUUGACAAAGCUAGAGCACGUUUUAUCAAUAUCAACGCUCUUGAAGCAUUAGCCAGUGACGCCCAGCAUAAUUCCGAAUAUGAGUCAUUUUUGUCUGAUCAACUGUCCAAUAUGAAUAACAAUCGUGAGAUCAGCUUCGAGGACUCCAAAGAGAUAAUCACCAUCCCACUAGAAGGAGAAGAGCCCUUCGAGCAACGUCGCAUACCUUUCGCUAUAUCGAGCUGUGUCUGUGGUGAAACAUCAAGAGUGAGGCAUUACCUUACAGAAUCAGUCGACAAAUCCAUUUUCCUUCACGGGCGAGAUUAUCACGGAGAUACAUGUCUCAUUAUGGCUUCUCGAGAGGAAACAUUAUCCAUGAUCUCCUUGCUCCUUGACUUUGGCGCUCGAGUCAACGCAACGAACAAGAACGGGCGGUCUGCGCUUAUGGAAGCCUGCCUUUGGGGUAGGCUGGAGAAUGUAAAGAUACUGCUCUCUCGGGGUGCCGAUCGAUCAUUGCGUGAUAACAGAAAGCAACGAGCCCUGGAUCUUACCAAACCAACUCAUAAGAACCGCAAAGAAAGGCACACGGUUGGGGGUGGGAUCUGGGGCGAUCCGUCAAGAGAGCCAAUAUAUAAGGAAGAUGUCGUCAACCGAGAUAUUGAUCGACGAGAGAUUGCGCGCCUCCUUGACGAGGGAGAUUUGCACACCAAGGCAGAUCUCGUACCACAAUAUCCCGACACAGCCUCUCACUCCUUCAGAAGGUCACCUACUGGCCAAUCGGUCACUCUUUAUGGUCCAAUUCGGCAGUAUCCCAUAUCUACAUCUUACAAGACAAUUGCUUUGCUAGAAAGGGGCAUUGCUUUCCCAUCUAUAGCGGCAAUGAGUGGCUGGGGACACUCACAAUGGCCUUCAACACGGGUAAGCGGCAAGGAUUGGACUGAUAGGGUCCUGAAACUAGCUACCAUCGUUGGUCAUACUCUCGCUGUUGAUGCUCGUAAGGACCACGGUAUCCAGGGACAGUUUUUUGCGUCUCACGCGGAAAAGCAACUGAUCGCUUAUUUUCUCGACCGACAUGUUUUUCUAGAAGAGGACAAGAAGCUCGACUCCCGGUUUGAUAAAGAAAUCGCAGAUGAAAAAUUGAAAAUAUCGGAACUGGCGUCUAUAUACCCUAACAUCCCCCGAAUCUAUCAGCUCCAAUAUGAUAGAAAGCAACUUGAAUUUGAGCUAUUUGACAAAGACGAUCGAUUGCUUGGGGGCGAAUAUAACGAGGCACUGGUCCAGCGCUUGAAACGUGAAGUGUCAAUUGUUGAUGAUGAGAUUGCCCUCCUUGGAACUCGUCCCGAAAUCCGGAAAUUAAAGGCUCGAGAGGGUCAGAUACGGCGUUGGGAAGAUAAGAAAACACUUCAGAGACGCCUCAACCGCAUUUCAACAAUGGAGCCAGAAGCUACUUUGCGUGGGGCAAGUAUUCUGAUAACCUCUCCCAGCCGUAAAAUUUGUGAGGAUUGUCUGCUAUUUAAAGACAGAGUGAACUGCUUUUUCGGUCUAUUGAUCGAGUUACGUGAGUGUACAACGUGA
Molecule: messenger RNA, 1743 nt
Organism: Penicillium psychrosexuale
Lineage: Eukaryota; Fungi; Ascomycota; Eurotiomycetes; Eurotiales; Aspergillaceae
Product: ankyrin repeat domain-containing protein
Exons: 1
Coding region: 1-1743 (580 amino acids)
Molecular function (GO): protein binding
Source: RefSeq, a predicted model, not a curated record